AUGGUUUCUCCUCCACCAAAGUCCCCGGCCAGCUCCUACAACUCAGUUCUUGAUUUGAAAGAACUUCGCUCCCAAGGAUGGAUCAUCCAGAAAUUUGGUGGCACGUCUGUUGGCAAAUUCCCCGAAAACAUUGUUGACAGCAUUGUGAAGGAAUUUAGCAAACACAGUCGUGUUGCCGUUGUUUGUUCGGCCAGAUCCUCAAAUACGAAAAGCGAAGGAACUACCUCUAGAUUACUCCGGGCGGCAGAUCUUGCCACUGAAAAUGCUGAUUUUGCUACUUUACUCCAAGUCAUUGAGGAUGAUCACACUCAAAAUGCCAGAGAUAAAAUCAAGGACGAAACGCUCCAGAAAGACUUAAUCGCGCAAUCACAUCUUGAAAUCAAAAGAGCACAUGAAUUGUUGCACGCAUCGAAAGUCAUUGGCGAAAUCAGCCCAAGAACCUUGGACAGUAUUAUGUCUAUCGGCGAGAAGUUAUCGUGUUUGUUCAUGUCAUCAUUGAUGAACGAUCGUGGCUUGAAAUCUGUCUAUAUCGACUUGAGUGAUGUCAUUCCUCUAGAUUAUGACUUCUCGAAAGGCUUUGAUGCUAACUUCUAUCUGUUCUUGAGUUCAAGGCUAGGCGAGAAAGCUGCUGCAAUUGAGCCUGGCGUGACACCCGUCUUCACUGGAUACUUUGGAACUGUUGCUGGCGGCUUGCUUAAUGGAGUUGGCCGUGGGUAUACCGAUUUAUGUGCUGCUUUGAUAGCCGUUGGUGUUCAAGCCGAGGAGUUGCAAAUUUGGAAAGAAGUUGACGGGAUUUUCACUGCGGACCCAAGGAAGGUGCCUACUGCAAGACUCUUAGACAGUGUUACACCUGACGAAGCGGCUGAGUUAACGUAUUAUGGUUCUGAGGUGAUACACCCCUUCACAAUGGAGCAAGUCAUUAAGGCCAAAAUUCCAAUUCGUAUCAAGAAUGUCGAAAAUCCAACCGGGAAGGGCACAAUUAUUUAUCCAGACAACAUUGGCAGAAGGGGCGAGGCAACGCCACCUCAUCCCCCUGCUGCCUACGAAACUCUUUCAUCCAGUUACAUCCAGACACACAAAAGAAGAUCUGCCACUGCCAUCACAGCCAAGCAAGAUAUUGUGGUCAUUAACGUCCACUCAAACAGAAAGACAUUAUCGCAUGGAUUCUUAGCCAGUCUUUUUUCCACCAUGGACAGAUUUAAGUUGGUGGUUGACUUGAUCUGUACUUCCGAAGUCCAUGUUUCCAUGGCAUUACAAGUUCAACAGGAACAAGAGGUCAAUCUCAAAUACGCAUUGAAAGAGCUUAGACUCAUGGGUACUUUGGAUGUAACUAGAGAUAUGGCCAUUGUCUCCUUGGUUGGCAAGCAAAUGGCUAAUCUCAUUGGCAUAGCUGGAAACAUGUUCAAGAUUCUAGCUGAUAAAAACAUUAACAUCGAAAUGAUCAGUCAAGGUGCAAAUGAAAUUAACAUUUCCGCUGUAAUCAAUUCAAAAGACACUAUUCUUGCUUUGAAGUCUAUCCACGCCAUUCUACUUGAGGGCAACUAUGGUUACACGACUGAAAAGUCGGCCACCGACAUCAGAUUGGAAGCUUUGAAACUAAAUUAG
Molecule: messenger RNA, 1605 nt
Organism: Metschnikowia bicuspidata var. bicuspidata NRRL YB-4993
Lineage: Eukaryota; Fungi; Ascomycota; Pichiomycetes; Serinales; Metschnikowiaceae
Gene: HOM3
Product: aspartate kinase
Exons: 1
Coding region: 1-1605 (534 amino acids)
Biological process (GO): amino acid biosynthetic process
Molecular function (GO): aspartate kinase activity
Source: RefSeq, a predicted model, not a curated record